Coffea arabica (coffee) is the source of this 1476-nucleotide messenger RNA. NCBI's taxonomy places the organism in Eukaryota, Viridiplantae, Streptophyta, Magnoliopsida, Gentianales, Rubiaceae. The record is from RefSeq and is a predicted model, not a curated record.
AUGGAAAUAGAUAAAAUCGCCCAGUUUUUUGAGGGGAAAACCAUUUUCAUCACUGGUGCCACUGGCUUUCUUGCUAAGAUUUUCGUGGAGAAGAUACUAGGAAUCCAACCAAGUGUCAAAAAGCUGUUUUUGCUAAUGCGACCUAGCAAUUCCAAAUCCUGUUCACAAAGGUUAUACCAAGAGAUUAUAGACACCGAGCUGUUCAAAGUGCUAAGAGAGAAUAGGGGCGCAAGCUUGAGUUUCCUAAUAUCUGAGAAAGUGGUAGCCGUCCCUGGUGAUAUUUCUUGCGAGAAUUUGGGGAUUCAAAACAGCCCAUUAAGGGAACAAAUGUGGAGAGAAAUUGACGUAGUCAUUAACUCGGCUGUGACAACAAGAUUUGAUGAAAGGUAUGAUGUUGCCGUGGACAUUAACGUUUUUGGCGCUCUGCAUAUACUGAAUUUCGCCAAGAAUUGUGUGAACAUCAAAGUACUUCUUCACAUAUCCACAGCUUUUGUAUGCAGUGAGGAGGAGGGACUCGCAUCAGAAAAGCCAUUUGACAUGCGUGAGACACUUGGUGGAGUCUCCUCUUAUUUAGAUAUCAAUAUACAGAAGAAAUUUGUGGAUGAAAGACUAAGGGAACUUCAGAAUGAGAAUGCAAGAACAGAAGCAAUAAGAUCUGCCAUGAAGGAUUUGGGCAUUCAAAGGUUAGAUAUGGCAAGGUUGCAUGGGUGGCCAAACACCUACGUUUUCACAAAGGCUAUGGGAGAAAUGGUUUUGGAGCAAUUCAAAGAACUCAAAGUGGUCAUCGUACGACCAACAAUUGUUACUAGUACUUUCAAGGAUCCCUUUCCUGGUUGGAUUCAAGGGGUUAGAACUGUCGAUAGCUUUCUUGUUGCUUAUGGUAAAGGAAAACUGAAAUUUGUUCUCGGGGAUCCAAAGUCGAUACUGGAUUUGAUACCAGGCGAUAUGGUGGUCAAUUGUAUCCUUGUUGCCAUUGUAGCCCAUGCAGAUCAAUCGUAUGAUCACCAUAUCUAUCAUGUCGGUUCUUCCCGAAGAAACCCUCUCAAAUUUUCUGAUGUUCACGAGAUGUUUUACUCUUAUUUCAUCAAGAAUCCUGGGAUAAAUGAUCGUGGAAAGGCUGUAAGAGUGAAUAAGGGUAAAGUAUUGAGCAGCAUGGACAGCUUCAACAAAUACAUUGCUAUUCGCCACCUACCAUUCUUGAAGAUAUUGAAGCUGGCAAACACCUUGUCUUGCCACCAUUUUGAAGCCACAUAUAUCGGAGCCAAGCGAAAGGUAAACUUAGUUACCCGUCUGGCAGAAAUCUACGGCCGAUAUGUGGUCUCAAAAGUAAUAUUUGAUGACACCAAUACUCAGAAGUUGCAAGUGAUGGCAGAAGAAGUUGACGCUGAAAUGUUUAACUUCGACCCAAGAAGCAUCCAAUGGAAGGAUUAUCUGAUGAAUAUUCAUAUUCCUGGGGCUAUCAAGCAUCUGUUUUAA